AUGAAUGAACCAGCGCAUGUCCAGAAACCGGGGUCGACGACCCGUCGCUGUCAACUUCAUAUCAGACAGCAACCGAGGGCAGCGAGGGCAGGCCCUGAUGGGAAGGACCGAAGGGCUAUUGACCCUCCUCCAAUCCUCCAAUUGCAAAUGCAAGACUUCGACCCAGAUUCGAAGCACGACGUGGCAGAAUUGUCGAGUCCAUUCUGGGUGGUGCAUUGCAAACUAGUGGCAGCACAAACACCAGACAAAGAUGUGUCCACAAUGUCUCAAACCACCGAGGAUGGGCGAAAGGAGGUGCAACGUCUACUUCUGGGCACAACUGUGGCAAGCCCGACCAACACAGCUGAUGACCCUGAUCCGCCUACAUUUACACCUCAUCCUCGAUCAGAGACCGCUAUCGACGUCCCACCGAGCCCGACCUCGAGAUUUCUGCCAAUCUCAACUUCACGACCUCCUGAGCAGACCCGGCCACCGCACCGUACUCCUGGUACUUUCUUCAUCUUCGCCGAUGUGUCCGUUCGCAAAGCUGGCGAAUAUCGACUUCAAUUUGUUCUCAUGAAGAUGGAUACUGUGCAUUUAGCUCAAGGUGCUGUCAUCCCCGCUAUCGACACAGUUACAACCGAUGUUUUCAGGGUUGUCAAUGCGAAAGAUUUCGACCAAGUACAACCAAGCACUAAUCUAGUCAAGGGCUUGCUGGAUCGUGGCGCUGGCUUUCCGUUAAAACUAAAGAAAGGUCUACGGGAUGGCCAACGGCGGCGGAGACAGAACUCUGGGGGCGAUUCUGAAGACGAAUCCGACGACGCCGACUAG
Molecule: messenger RNA, 810 nt
Organism: Exophiala aquamarina CBS 119918
Lineage: Eukaryota; Fungi; Ascomycota; Eurotiomycetes; Chaetothyriales; Herpotrichiellaceae
Exons: 2
Coding region: 1-810 (269 amino acids)
Source: RefSeq, a predicted model, not a curated record